Molecule: messenger RNA, 2883 nt
Organism: Effrenium voratum
Lineage: Eukaryota; Dinophyceae; Suessiales; Symbiodiniaceae
Source: the annotation of a GenBank genome assembly
UGGGUUUGCAAACAGAUGAAACCUGAUGCGCUCAUGGCGUGUCUUGCGCUCUGAAGCUGCGAGCUUCGGGCCAAGGCCUCGAGCGUUCUCAGGCGCUAGCCAGGCACCGUCAUGGCUGGCGGCGAGUGCGCGGCACGAGCUUUUUGCAAGGCUGCAUCAGCUGCGCAAAGGCAAGCGGAAGUCAGAAGAGGUGCUCCUCGUGAUCCAUGAGUGUCGGCGAUGGAAUUUGAUCCGGGAUCCACGUGACUGGGUUGUGGCCAUGGGUGCGCUGAGCCGGGCCCAGCUCUGGGAGGAAACCAUUGGGAUGCUGGAGGACAUGCACAAGGAUGGUGGUAUUGCCAUUCAUGCGUUGAACGCAAGUGUCUCUGCAGCAGGGAGGGCAACUCACUGGCAGACUGCACUCGCACUCUUUGGCCAAGCCAAGAGAUAUGCCGUCCUGCCUGAUGCGGUCACUUCCAAUGCAGUGCUUACUGCGUGUGACAAGGGUGGUCAGUGGCAGCGCGCACUGAAUAUUUUCGACGACAUGAAGUCCAGCCAUUCUCUCGAGCCCAAUGUCAUUACUUAUAGUGCAGUUAUGUCUGCUUGCGAGCACGGACACGCAUGGCAAGAAGCCUUGCAGGUCUUCAGAAGCAUGCAAGACAACAACACCGCUGUGGAUGUUGUGGCCGUCAACGCAGCACUCAGCGCUUGCGAUCGGGGGUGUCGUUGGCAGGAGGCACUUGCGAUGCUGGCAAACAUGGGCGAGGGAAGCCUGAAGGCAAGCUUGACGAGCUUUGGGUCUACCAUCAGUGCGUGUGGCAAUGCCCUUUACUGGGAGGCAGCUAUUGAUCUUCUGAGACUGUUGGAUGAGAAGCAGCUGAAGCCUGGCCUCAUUGUCUGGAACUUGUGCAUCAACGCUUGCCGCAAGGCCCGGAAGCUACACGCUGCGCUGGCACUCUUCAAAGAGCUGCCAGCCAGGUCAGAGCAGCCAGAUAUGCUGAGCUUCACAUCGAUUGCUUCUGCAUGUGCUUCCAGCGCAGAGUGGCAGCUUGCCGUAAGCUUCCUCGAGGAUGCCACAUCAUGCAACCAGACACCCGACACUGCCUUUUACAACGCAAUUUUGGGCGUAUGCCGAGAAGCAAGUCAAUGGGAGGAAGCUUACAGGAUUAUGCACGAGCUGCAGGAGCAAGGCCUGGCGCCCACCAUGUCCACUUUUAAGGCUGUCAUAGCUGCCUGCGCCUAUUCCAUGCGCUGGUCUGAUGCGCUGGACCACUUGCAAGCUCUGCAAAGGUCGCAGUUGGUUGGCACUCCUCGAGAGCAGGAAGACUUGAUCCUUCAGUAUGGCAUCGUCUCCAAGGCUUGUCAAGAGGCAGGACUCCGCCAUGUUGCACAAAGACUGCUUGAGGAGGCGGAACAAUCAGUGCCUUCAGAUGGGUUAGUCUCAAGCCUACCUGCAGAGUGGCUGAGCGUGCUGCACUGGCAAGCGGCAUUGUCAUUCUUCGAAGGGAAGCAGGCUCCCAAAGAGAACGCCGGUGUGGAGGUGGUCGGACUGGCGGACGUGCUGCUGGAAGCUGGCCGUGACGCGGAUGCCAUGAGCCUGCUGCUCGAGGCCCAGGAGGAGAGAAUCCUCCGCCUUUGGAAGGGCGGGAAGUUGGACUUGCAUUACCUGGGUCCAGGCUCUUGCUCGGCUGCUGUGGCAGAAGCUGCAGUCAGUGCGACCCUUUUGCAGCUUGCACACCGCCACCAGUAUUGCGCGCGACACGACCUGGACAUUGUUGUCGGGCGAGGAGCUAACAGCAUAGAGGGCAUGCCAAUGCUGCUGCCUGCCAUGCAGUCCUUCCUGGAUAAUCUAGGACUUUCGCCGUCUUCUGCUGGACCGGGAUGGCUGUGCGUGUCCAGAGAGUCAUUGAACAGCUUCUGGCAGGGAGAGUGCGCUGCGGUUCAAAGUGGAUGGCGCGUGCAGAGCCAAGCUGUUUUGGUCCCAUAAGUAUCCCUGGUCUCUCGAACCUCUGGCUCCAAACUGUAGAAUUCCAAUUGUUUCUCUCCAUGAACGCUUCCAAGCUACAAGUUGGCAACGCGCAGGCCCGCGCGACUGCCAGUUCCACUUGGGCCAUCAUCGGCAUCACUUUGAUUUUGCUGAAUGGAGUUCGGCGCUGCGCUCCAGUGGCGCUGCAGCCAUUCACUAAAGGACUAGGGCCUGCUGGCUGGUGUGCCUAUGUGCUUUCGGGAUUCUUCUUUGCUUAUGCAGAGGGCUACCGUGGCUUUCAGCAGAAGUUCUCGCCGCUGGUUGUCCGGCGAGCUUUUUUGCUGGAUGGCUCGCAGCCACUUCACCGUCAGGUGCUUGCUCCGGCAUAUGCUAUGGCCUUCUUCCACACGCACAGAAAGCGCAAGGCAGCUUCCUGGGGCUUGAUCGUUGGCAUCAUGGUGAUUGUUGCCCUUGUCAAGCGCAUGCCGUAUCCCUACCGGGCGAUUUUGGAUGCUGGCGUUUGUGCUGGCCUAUCGUGGGGGAUGGGUGCUACGCUUUACAUUUACUUCAAGUCCCUGUCUACCGGGAAGUUGCCAGAUGUUGACCCGUGCUUGCCGGAACCGUAGGAAAGCAACCUCCGCUGCUACUGGCACGUCGGCAUGUCCAGCUUUGCGAUUUCCUGAAGCUCACUGGAUAUCAAGCUGCUUAAGGUUUGGCGCCGGCCCGUGAUGAGCUUGUGGCACAGGAUCACUUUCUAUCAACCGUGGCACUCCGUUUCAAUUGCUGCUUAGAGCCUCACAGUAUGCACAAGGGGUUGAGAGGUUGAAAACGAGGAGGGGGGGCGAAGCAGUUUUGUGCAUCGUGCACACCUUGCUCACUUUGUCCUGUCAGCUCUGCCGCUCAAGUCUUUCUUCGGGGUGAGCAGUGAUGCGACUGAC